Messenger RNA from Metopolophium dirhodum (rose-grain aphid), 1642 nucleotides. Its product is annotated as DNA-directed RNA polymerase II subunit RPB1-like. The transcript is spliced from 4 exons. The coding region runs from base 148 to 1569 and encodes 473 amino acids. Gene Ontology annotation, cellular component: extracellular matrix. NCBI's taxonomy places the organism in Eukaryota, Metazoa, Arthropoda, Insecta, Hemiptera, Aphididae. The record is from RefSeq and is a predicted model, not a curated record.
ACCGAACACUGAGUCACCAGCCGGAGGCUGUGAACUACGCUCGGAUAACCGUAUAUAUAAAGGUAAUCGUCGUCGAUAAACUUCACACUCAGUCAACGUUUAGUGAAUCAAACACACUCAACAACCAAAAAAAUUUAUUUAUUUACCAUGGCAAUCCAAACCGUCGCCGUCUUCGCCUGCGUGCUCGCCGCCGCACUCGCCGCCCCCGCCUACCCGGCACCCGCUGCUUACCCAGCACCCGCCGCCGCCUACCCAGCACCCGCUGCAUACCCAGCACCCGCUUACUCCGCACCCAAGUCCUACGCCCCGGAACCUGCCUACGCCCCAGCCCCGUACAACUUCGAAUACAGCGUGCACGACGAUGCCACAUACGACAUCAAGAGCCAGUCCGAAUACAGCGACGGUAACGGUUACGUCAAAGGAUCCUACAGCCUGGUCGAGCCCGAUGGCACCAAGAGAAUCGUCGAAUACACCGCUGACGACUACAACGGUUUCGUCGCCGAAGUGAAGAAAGAAGGCACACCGUCUUACAGCUCCGCACCGGCCUACAAGCCAGCGUACAAGGCCCCAGCUUACCCAGCGGCCCCAGCCUACCCAUCGGCCCCGGCUUACCCAUCAGCCGCCCCAGCCUACAAGCCAGCAUACUCUGCCCCAGCUUACUCCGCACCGGCUUACUCCGCACCAGCUUACUCUGCACCAGCCCCAGCUUACUCCGCACCAGCUUACUCUGCACCAGCACCAGCUUACGGAUACUCCACCCCCGCCCCGGCUUACGGACACGCCGCCCCAACCUACAAGCAAUCGUACGCCGCCCCAGCAUACAAACAAUUCAACGUUCAGUCAACACACUCAACAACCAAAAAUACUUAUUUAUUCACUAUCAUGGCAUUCCAAACCGUCGCCGUGUUCGCUUGCGUGCUCGCCACCGCACUCGCCGUUCCCGCUUACCCAGCACCCGCAGCUUACCCAGCACCCGCCGCCGCCUACCCAGCACCCGCUGCAUACCCAGCACCCGCUUACUCCGCACCCAAGUCCUACGCCCCGGAACCUGCCUACGCCCCAGCCCCGUACAACUUCGAAUACAGCGUGCACGACGAUGCCACAUACGACAUCAAGAGCCAGUCCGAAUACAGCGACGGUAACGGUUACGUCAAAGGAUCCUACAGCCUGGUCGAGCCCGAUGGCACCAAGAGAAUCGUCGAAUACACCGCUGACGACUACAACGGUUUCGUCGCCGAAGUGAAGAAAGAAGGCACACCGUCUUACAGCUCCGCACCAGCCUACAAGCCAGCGUACAAGGCCCCAGCUUACCCAGCGGCCCCAGCCUACCCAUCGGCCCCGGCUUACCCAUCAGCCGCCCCAGCCUACAAGCCAGCAUACUCUGCCCCAGCUUACUCCGCACCGGCUUACUCCGCACCAGCUUACUCUGCACCAUCCCCAGCUUACUCCGCACCAGCUUACUCUGCACCAGCACCAGCUUACGGAUACUCCACCCCCGCCCCGGCUUACGGACACGCCGCCCCAGCCUACAAGCAAUCGUACGCCGCCCCAGCAUACAAACAAUACUAAUUUAUAAUGAAUUCAAAAAACAAAUAAUUUAUUGUAUGUUUUUGUAAAUAAAAUUUCAAAUUGCCAAUACAAA